Molecule: messenger RNA, 1706 nt
Organism: Magnolia sinica
Lineage: Eukaryota; Viridiplantae; Streptophyta; Magnoliopsida; Magnoliales; Magnoliaceae
Product: protein CANDIDATE G-PROTEIN COUPLED RECEPTOR 7-like
Exons: 1
Coding region: 101-1444 (447 amino acids)
Biological process (GO): transport
Cellular component (GO): membrane; Golgi apparatus
Source: RefSeq, a predicted model, not a curated record
CCACCUCUCGAAGCAAACUCAAUUUCUCCACCAAAAGCGCAUACACCAAAACCACUGUGUAUCUCCCUCUCGAUCUCCCAUCUUCCUCCUCGGGAAAAAAAUGGAAAGAACUACCCUUCUGUCCCUCCUCUCUCUCAUCUCUCUCCUCUCCUUCAUCUUCCUCCCAUCUACCCUUGCAGAGAUCAAAACCCUAGCCAUCACCUCCGACUCCCGGCCCAUGAUCCUGAUCGAGAAGUUCGGAUUCACCCACACCGGCCACGUCCACAUAUCAGUGUCCUCGGUCUCCUACGAAUCGUUGAAUCCAUCGCUCCCGCCACCACUCUCGUCGCUCCUCGGCUUCUUCCUCCUUUCUCAAGAAUCCCUCCUUCAAAUCCUCCAAGAAUCCCAGCAAAACCCUAAUUUCUGCGUACUCUCAUCUCACCACGUCAUCAAUCUCUUCACAUUCCAAGAUCUCUCCCUCAAUUCCCAUUCCUUCAAUCACUCCUACCCCAUCACCGCCCCCAAUGAAUACUCUCUCUUCUUCGCCAAUUGCGCUCCAGAAUGCCAGGUCAGCAUGUCGCUCCGCACCGAGAUGUACAAUCUGGAUGCUGCGGGCCCCGGCAUCCCCCCCGUCAAGGACUACCUCCCUGCAGGUCAGACCCAGCUUCCAUUUCUGUAUUUCUUAUUCUCUGUCGCGUAUUUGGUUUUCCUUGUCGUUUGGGUCUUGGUGUGUGUCCGGAACAAGCGGUCAGUCCACCGCAUCCAUCUCCUCAUGGUGGGUCUGAUCUUGAUCAAGGCGCUGAAUUUGAUCUGCGCCGCUGAAGAUAAGCACUACAUUAAGGUGACGGGGACACCCCACGGAUGGGACAUCCUCUUCUAUAUAUUCCAGUUCAUCAGGGUCACACUCCUCUUCACCAUCAUUGUCCUGAUCGGGACGGGGUGGUCAUUCCUUAAGCCCUUCCUCCAGGAGAAGGAGAAGAAGGUGCUGAUGAUUGUGAUCCCGCUGCAAGUUGUGGCUAAUGUAGCGUCUGCUGUGAUCGGCGAGACGGGGCCCUUCAUCAAGGACUGGGUCACCUGGAACCAGGUGUUCCUGCUGGUUGAUAUCGCAUGUUGUUGUGCGAUCAUCUUCCCGAUCGUGUGGUCCAUCCGUUCAUUGAGGGAGACAUCCAAGACAGACGGGAAGGCCGCAAGGAAUCUCGCGAAGCUGACGCUGUUCCGGCAGUUCUAUAUCGUUGUGGUGGGGUACCUGUACUUCACAAGAAUAGUGGUCUACGCGCUCAGGACGAUUGCAGCAUAUAAGUACCAGUGGGUCAGUGCGGCCGCCGAGGAGGCUGCGAGCCUUGCAUUCUACUUGUUUAUAUUCUACAUGUUCCGGCCAGUGGAGAGGAAUGAGUACUUUGUCAUUGACGAUGAGGAAGAAGAGGCUGCGCAGGCGGCGCUCCGUGAUGAUGAGUUUGAGCUCUGAACUCGGCUGAGGAUCGGAAAAUGGUAUUGUCCUUUCAAGUCUCUGGGGAAUCAGGGGCUCUUGAAUGUAACAUCUAGAGGAUGGGUUGCAGGGAGUUUUCAUUAGAACGGCUGUUUGUGGUGUGAUGCUCUCUUUUUUUUUUUUUCUUGCUAUAACUGUCACGUUUUGAGAUUUUUGUUUUUUGGGUGUGGGUGUUGGACUCAUGGAAUGUUUUUUCGGAUACUAUUCGUUGCUAAAUCUGAAAUUUAAAGCAUUUCCUGUA